Molecule: messenger RNA, 1579 nt
Organism: Triticum urartu
Lineage: Eukaryota; Viridiplantae; Streptophyta; Magnoliopsida; Poales; Poaceae
Product: protein THALLO-like
Biological process (GO): maturation of SSU-rRNA from tricistronic rRNA transcript (SSU-rRNA, 5.8S rRNA, LSU-rRNA)
Cellular component (GO): nucleolus; small-subunit processome
Source: RefSeq, a predicted model, not a curated record
ACCAGCCUCUCCGCCUGUGCGCAGCGCUUCCUCCCCCACCCCGACUCCUCGAUACUCCUGCCGCCACCCAACAUGGGGAAGAGGCUGAGGUCGACACGGCUGCCACCCGCGGCGGACACACAGCAGUCCAAGUGAUCCAGCAAGGCGGCGGCGAUGUCCGACUCUGACGGCGACGAGAUUGACGCCUUCCCCAAGCAGCGGGACGCCAUCCCCCUCGACGCCGACGACUCGAUUCAUCCAGAGAAGGAGGAUCCGGUGCAGCCUGUCAACGAUCUCGAGGGUGUUUCCGGCCAUGAAACUGAUGAUGGCGAAGAAGGCAAGGACGGCGAUGGAAGUGAUGACAGCGAAGGAGGUAAGCACCGCGACGCGGGCGCAGAUAGUUACGAGGUAUGGGACAAAAUAUAUAUGGCAAGAAUCAAGAGAGCGACCAAGGCAAUCCAACAAAUUUUUGCCGGUGAUGAUAGUUCGGGUGAUUUUUAUUUUGGUAGCGGAAAUACAUUAUACUAUGAUGGCGAUGAGCAUGAUGCUGAUGAUGUUGACUGUGAAGAGAUAAGGAGGAUACAAGUAGAGAAGAACAGUAAGCUGUCAGUGAAAUAUUUCAGAUUAGACGACGAUGAUGAAAGUGAUGAUGACGAGGGCAAAUCUAGCAAUUUACUGGUUCUGGACAAAGUAAAACGGGGUGCUGAAGCAGCCAAAUUGACAAAGAAUGGGCCUUCUAAUGGGCACCAUGAAAUUGCCAAAAGGAAGAGCAAGGAUGAAGGAAAAAGGGCUGAGAAGGGGUUGAAGGAACAAGGGUUGAAGCCAAAGUUGUCAAAAACCAGGGCAACCAAUACUAGGAUAAACCUGCAGACAUUGGAUGACUUUGAUGAUGAAGUGCAGAAAAAUAGUCAAGUGAUCAAACCUAGAAAGCUUCUGGUGAAUGCCACUGGCUCAAAUAGAAACAAGUUCAAGUCUGUUUCUGGUGAUGAUGACAUUCCAAAGCGAGAUGAGAUUGGUGAAAGACGUCGAAAACACGAACUACGUGUUCUUGCUCGGGUAGGAACCAAUACACGUGGAGACAACAAGGGCAAUGAUGAUGAAGCGUCGGAGUCUGAAGAUGAAUUCUACAAAGAUGUCAAAAGGCAGAGGACCGAAAAGCGCUUGCGCAAAGAACAGAGCGCCCCUAUCACCGGGCCGUUGGCAGAAGAAGGCGAAGGAGAUGGCAAGAGGAGGGGGAUCUCGCGCCAGAUCGAGAAAAACCGAGGGCUGACUCGCUCCAGAAACAGGAAGCUCAAGAACCCACGGAAGAAAUACAGGGCUAAGAGUGAGAAACAGGGACUUAAGUGGAGAAGUCAGGGGCAUGGCGUGAAGAAGGCCUCCGGUCCAUACGGAGGAGAAAUGUCUGGCAUUAAUCCGAACGUCAGCCGUAGUGUUAGGUUCAAGGGUUGAUGGCAUGCAUGAAAAAAUUUGUUUGGGUUCGUUUGCGUGGGACAAUGAACAUUUCGUCUGAUGGUGAUUUGAGUUUGUAGUCGUAACAUUUUAAUACAUUUGCACUGUUUAUACAGUUAAAAAAGUUGCAGCCGGUACGGUGGUUGCUUCA